Rotaria sp. Silwood2 is the source of this 432-nucleotide messenger RNA. Lineage: Eukaryota; Metazoa; Rotifera; Eurotatoria; Philodinida; Philodinidae. The record is from the annotation of a GenBank genome assembly.
AUGCAUGCACUUGACGAAAAUCCUGAUCGACGUUUCAUUUAUGUUGAAAUAGUCUUUUUCUGGCGUUGGUGGAAUCAUCAAACUAAAGAUAUGCAAAAUAAAGUGAAAAAAUUUGUUAACGAAGGUCGUCUUGAAUUUAUUUCUCGUGGUUGGUGUAUGAAUGAUGAAACAUCAACUCAUUACAGUGCUAUUAUUGAUCAACAUAGCUUAGGUGCUGAAUUACUACGUGAUCAAUUUGUUGGAUGUGGUCGACCAAAAAUCGGUUGGCAAAUCGAUCCAUUUGGUCAUUCACGUGAACAAGCUUCAAUUUUUGCACAAAUGGGUUUUGAUGGUUUGUUUCUUGGUCGUGUUGAUUAUGAAGAUUAUGCAACAUGUUAUCAAACAAAAACGAUGGAAAUGAUUUGGAAAGCAAGUUCUAAUUUAGGUGAGUGA